This is a messenger RNA of Oncorhynchus nerka (sockeye salmon), 3867 nucleotides long. RefSeq names its product fascin-2-like. Gene Ontology annotation, cellular component: actin cytoskeleton; cytoplasm. The record is from RefSeq and is a predicted model, not a curated record. Gene Ontology annotation, biological process: actin filament bundle assembly; cell migration; establishment or maintenance of cell polarity. Gene Ontology annotation, molecular function: actin filament binding; protein-macromolecule adaptor activity. NCBI's taxonomy places the organism in Eukaryota, Metazoa, Chordata, Actinopteri, Salmoniformes, Salmonidae.
CUGAUUAGGUAACAGAGAGCAAGCGCCUGUGCAAACCCUCUGGGGGAAGAGAGAGAGGAAGUCAAGCAUUUAGACAGAAGGAGGUUGUUAAAGCAGGGAAAUUUUGCGCCUGGAGAGAAGAGAAAGGGGAACACUUCCCCCUAUACCCUCCCCCUCGUUCAUCCUAGCUUUCCACUCCAGACCUCUGUGUGUGUGUGUGUGUGUGUGUGUGUGUCUAUGGACAACGGAUCGACGAUGCCCACGAACGGAAUUAACAAAGCCUUGAAGCUGCAGUUUGGCCUCAUCAACCACGAGAGCCGUUACCUAACGGCCGAGGCCUUCGGCUUCAAGGUGAACGCCUCGGCCUCCAGCAUGAAGAAGAAGCAGAUCUGGACUCUGGAGCAAGAGGACCAGGACACCCAGGUAGUGUUCCUUCGCAGCCACCUGGGCCGUUACCUGGCCUCCGAUAAGGAUGGUAAGGUGAGCUGCGGGGCAGAGCAGCCCGACUCGCCCGGCUGCCGCUUCCUGAUCGUGGCCCAGUCGGACGGCCGCUGGGCGCUGCAGUCGGAGACAUACCUGCGCUUCUUCGGAGGCUCGGCUGACUACCUGUCCUGCUUCGCCCAGGCCAUCGGGGAGCCCGAGCUGUGGGCCGUCCACCUGGCCCUCCAUCCGCAAUCUAGCCUGCUCAGCGUGGCGCGCAAACGCUACGCCCACCUGUUUGCCCGGGAAGGAGAGACGGUGGACAGCAACAUCCCCUGGGGCUCGGACUCCCUGGUCACCCUGGUAUACCUGGAAGGAAAGUACUUCCUGAAGACGUGCGACAGCCGCUUCCUCAGCAACGACGGGAAGCUGGUCAAAGAGAACACCCCCACCACCAGCUUCACCCUGGAGCUCAAGUCAGGCAAGCUGGCCUUCAAGGACUGCGAUGGGAAGUACCUGACACCCAUGGGCCCGACCGGCACGCUGCGCUCAGGCCGGUGCUCCAAGCCUGGCAAGGAUGAGCUGUUUGAUCUAGAGGAGAGCCACCCACAAGUCAUUUUCCAGGCAGCCAACAAAAGAUUUGUCUCCGUCAAACAAGGUGUGAGCAUCUCAGCCAACCAGGAUGUGGAGACAGACAUGGAGACCUUCCAGAUGGAGAUUGAUAAGGAGAGCAAGAAGUGCAUGUUUAGGACCAACGGCGGUAACUACUGGACACUGGUCUCCCACGGAGGGAUCCAGUCCACAGCCACGGAGGUGGAGGCCAACACAAUGUUUGACAUUGAAUGGCUCGGUCGCAGUGUAGCACUGAAGGCAAGCAAUGGGAAGUACGUGUGCACCAAAAAGAAUGGGCAGCUUUCAGCCGUCAGCGAUUCCGUAGGUGAUGAUGAGCUCUUCCUGAUGAAGCUCAUUAAUCGGCCCAUGUUGAUCCUGCGAGGGGAGAACGGUUUUGUGUGUCAUCACAAGAGCUCCAACACGCUGGAUGCCAACCGAUCCGUCUAUGACAUCUUCUUACUGCUUUUCAGCGAUGGCGCCUACCACAUAAAAAGCGUAGGUGGAAAGUUCUGGUAUGUCUCCAGCAGCGGCCUGGUGUGCUCAGACGGAGACAAGCCUGAGGACUUCUUCCUGGAGUUCCUGGAGCACGGGCGGGUGGGCAUCAAGGGCAAGAACGGCAAGUACCUGCGCGGGGACAGCGGCACGCUGAAGGGCGACGCUGCUACCGUGGACCCCUCCUGUCUCUGGGAGUACUAACCUGGCGCCACCUCCUGACGACCCCUGAAGCCCGUGGAGGGGUGGAGGGAGAAGGAGAGAGGGAGGACCUGGUUCCCACCUGGGAUCACAGCUCAACCAACAACGAUACAUUACACAGACUGACUGGGGAACAUUUUCACUACUCUCUUUUCUACUUUAGUGGCAAAGGAGAGGCCGUUCCCACUUCUUUGUUUUGUUUUGGCAAAAAGUGAAAAUGUGUAGAAAGUUUCUUUGUGUUUAUUUUAUUAUAUUUUAUUUGUUUUCCAAAAAAAACAUUGGUUACCUAAAUAUAGUCUUUUUCCAAGUGACAUUGCCAACAUCAACAACAGCGAAUACUUAAUAAAAUCUGCUAAUUUUGGUCACUCACACAGCCUAUAAAAAAACAUUAGAUUCUGUAUAGCGGUCUUAAAUUAUUAUCUGGAUGCCUGAAUAAAGGCAGCUUUUCACACCAAUAUGUCUUUGUUGUGAUGUUUACUGUUGUCUUUAACAACAGUGUAUCAGUACAAUGAUUAUCCAACACUGCUCCCAAACAUACUCACUGCUUCCAAAGAGGACACGAAUCAGCUUCCAAAAUGCCCAAAUUAAUGGUGUAGAAUACCAGACCAGAGUAGCCCAAAUGGCCCUGUUUGAGUAGCCCAGAGUAGCCCAAAUGCCCCUUUUUGAGUAGCCCAAAUGGCCCUGUUUGAGUAGCCCAAAUGGCCCUGUUUGAGUAGCCCAAAUGGCCCUGUUUGAGUAGUCAAGAGUAGCCCAAAUGGCCCUGUUUGAGUAGCCCAGAGUAGCCCAAAUUGUCCUGUUUGAGUAGCCCAAAUGGCCCUGUUUGAGUAGCCCAGAGUAGCCCAAAUGGCCCUGUUUGAGUAGCCCAGAGUAGCCCAAAUGGCCCUGUUUGAGUAGCCCAGAGUAGCCCAAAUGGCCCUGUUGGAAUCAUCUUACAAAGCAAUACGAUCCUUCUUCCCUUCCUUGAAGUAAUCCCUGAUUUGACAUGACUGAUGUAAGCAACCAUGCAUGUCAGAUCAGUGAUGACUUGGAGGAUGUAUUUAAAGAGUAGUCUAGCAGGGCCAAUGUCUGGUCCCGCUACAGAUUAUACAGCUCAUUUGAAUUAAAUAUAACAAAGACAGGAACACAUCAGUUGUCCACUAUGUGGGAUCAUUCAGUAGUAUCACAGUACUAGAUAGUUGUAAGAUAUCAACAUGAGGGAAAAGCAAGAGAUCAACAUUGUUUGCGAGGGGAGUGUACUACAAGGGCAAUUUGAAAUGUUCUAACCCGUCAAACUCAACCCUGGACCUCGAAGCCAGUUCCACUGCAUUUUCUUCAUUGUUCGCCUCUUAUCAGGGACUGAUUUAGACCUGGGACACCAGGUUUGUGCAAUGAAUUAUCAGGUGGAACAGAAAAGCAUCAGGACCUCGUCGGGUCAGAGUUGACUACACCUGUUCUAACCCUCUGACUCUAUGUAUUGGUGACUGUAUGGGCUGUACUCUAUCAUGUCAGUCUACAAGUCUGCAGUCACAAGACGAUAAAACCUGUGUUUCAGGGAAUCCGUUUGACCAAGGCAAAGCACAGAAUCAGAAUGAUUUAGGAUGCUAUUUAGAUCAGUGAUUCUGGCAGACUGGCUGCGAUGUUGUGAAACUCAAACACAACAUUAUCAAGUGCUGCUCUGAUUUCCCUGCCUUGGGGCUUUAAAAAAAUCUUCCACGGUUCACCCAUUGAGUUGCAAAGAGGGCCCACCCCCAUUUGCUGUUUUACCAACUGGGACAGCAUGGAUACCGCCAUUGAGGGCUAUCUCCAUUUUAAAGUGGUACAUUUCUGGCAAUUGCCACAAACUGUGCCCUCUAUCCGUCUCUAUGAAUGCCCUCUAGUGUGCCCUCUGCCAUCCUAUACCCUCUCCCUGAGCCUCUGUCCUGCAAUGAACUCGCCCGAAAGACUUCCAAUUCUACCAUGGAGGUACCACAUCUGCAACAGUUUACAGUCUGAACCAAUUAAGACCAACGGUUCUGUGACGUGUGAGUUUGUGAUCAACUGUCUCCAAAGCAUACAGCCCUAUCAGGUGAAGAGGAGCCGCGGACCCAGCUUUAAACACUACAACAAUGAUGUAAUGUCGGUCAAAUAGAUUUUUAUUUUUGUCUAUACAAGUGUUGACGAUAAUAAAAAUAAACAAUGCCCAUA